AUGGAAGAAGCUGAUCCUGCGAACCCAGUGAGGAUGGAAGGAGGAAGGUGGACGGUAGACCUGGUCAGGUUGUCUCCUGCAUUCCUCCCAACGGCCUCCAAGCUUUCCCUCCCAGGACCCUCAAAGAGAUCUGGUGAGUUGCAGGGAAUGGAGAUGGGGACCUUGGGAGAUGUGGGGGUGAAGAAGCUCCCCUGGCAAGAAAACGAGGAAGGCUGCAGGGCCAGAGCUCUGGACUGGCAGAGAUAAAAGGUAAAACCAAAGGAAAGGAAUGAUUUAAUGGUGAUGUGUAGAAGAUUCAUUUUCACGCGUGACUCCUUUCUUCUCUGGUGGGGGUCAGGAGGAAGACACCCCACUUUUACCAUGGAAACUGUGACUGGGAGCUCCACGCAUAAUGAGGCUUCCACAGCCUCCUUACGAUCUACUUUCAGGUCACUACCAUGCCUACCAUGCCCUGAAGGCUGGAAAGAAGACCUGCUCCCUGCUGCAAGGCCCAUUUCCACCUGGCCUAGGGGGCGGAGCCCAGACUCACCUUGAACAGCCAAAAGAGGCUCCUGGGAAGCCACUGGGACAUUGCUGGAACAUCUCUUGGGUUGGGGGCAAAUGACAAAAAUGUUUUAUAAUGUUAAAAACAGUUCUCGUUUUGGUUCCUCUGUUUUGUUUUCGUUGAGUUGGUGUUGGUUAAAUGUUUAUUUGGGGUUAGUGGUUAUUUUAAUUUGGGUAUAACUGUAAACCGUUUAUUACUGCUAUUGUUAUUGUUGUUGGUUUGUUUGUUGCCUGUAUAGGAUAUUCUGUUUUUUAUGUUUGAUGUUUUGUUCUGUUUUCCUAUAUGCUGUUAGCUGCACAGGGUGGCUGUGAGAAGCCAACUAGAUUGGGGGAUAUAAAUUUGUAAUAUAUGCCCCAUUUGGGCCUCUGCAGGGGCUGGAGAAUAUCUAGGGCAGAGGAAUCCCUGCAGCUUCUCUGAGGCUCCUUUUACUCCUCCCUCCCAAGGAACCUGCAGCUUGUUUAGGCUUCUGAGCUCCUCAGGAAGGAUGAAAGAGGCUGAUCCUCUUUCACCCUCUUUCUGCUAAUAACAACCCCUUGAAGAUCCCGGGCCCCAGGGAAAUUAGACUGGCCUUGACUAGAGCCAGGGCCUUUUCAGCCGUGGCCCCGGCCUGGUGGACCGCUCUCCCACAAGAGACCAGGGCCCUGCGGGAUUUGACAUCUUUCCGCAGGGCCUGCAAGACGGAGCUGUUCCGCCAGGCAUUUGGGCAGGAUGCAGUUUGCCUUACUUUCCUUUGUAUAAAACAACCCCGAAGGAAGCCCCCAACCUGCUCACAUGACCUUGUAUGAACAGUGGAAACAGUUGGUCCUGGCAAGUAUUAACCACUCUCAAUUCCAACCUGAUAAUUGCCAACUGCUUAGAUUUUAACUUAUCUGAAUUAAUUUUAAGAUGUAUUUUAAUUAAUUGAUGUCUGUUUUUAUGCAUAUUGUGUUGUUUUUAUGAUGCUAGCCACUCUGGGCCUGGCCUCGGCCGGAGAAGGCAGGAUACAAAAAUUAUUAUUAUUAUUAUUAUUAUUCUCCUGCAGACCUAGCAAGGAUGGAAGGGGGAAGAUGGACAGUUGACCUGGUCAGGCUGUCUCCCACCAGCUCUGACUGUUCUCUCCCAGGACCCUCAGAGAGAUCUGGUGAGUUCCAGGGAAUGGAGAUGGGGACCUGGGGAAAUGUUGGGAUUGAGGAAGCCCACCUGGCAAGAAAACGAGGAAGGCUGCAGGGCCAGAGCUCUGGCUUGGCAGAGAUAAAAUGUAGACAGAAAAAGAAAUGUUUUUCAGUGGUGGCAUGGGCGCAAGAUUUUUGGUGGGGGGGCAGGCUUUUUGUUAGGGGGGCAGCACUGCCAUGAUUGGCCAGUUAGUUAAGUAUUUCUAAUGUUUUACCUGAUCUGGGGGGCUGCCCCCCACCCCUUCUUGGCUAUGCCCGUGAAUGGUGGUGUGAAGAAAAUUCUUUUUCAGAGUAUAAUGUUGUGUUGGGUCCUGAAUCUUCCGACACUCACUGGUAUAGCUGCAGCAAUUGCCAGAUGAGGGACUGAAUGGGCUUCAUCUCAGUAUGGAGACAGAUUUCCCCCCAGUUUGCAGCAGCCAAGCUGCCAGGUCAGCAGUGAGAAACCUGUGGGUCAUGGCAGCAGUCCCUCUCUAGCUCACGAAGCCAUUUUCCUCAAACUGUGUUCUGCUGCCCUACAUAUCAGUGGUGGGGCGUGCAGGGGCCAGGAUGUGACUGCAAAGGAUAUGUAUCAGGAUCCCGAAAGUGCACCGCUGAUUGUUCCUUGGCACCUGAGACUUUCUGUCAGUGCAGGUCAGCUGAUGAAACCUUAUGAAACCUUGUCUCUUUCAGCAGAUUAUGAUGCAGCACUUUGGGAUCUUCACUAGUUGCAGAUCUUGCAAAAAUCCCUGUAAUUGCUCUUAUAAGUCUUAUUAGAGGAAUGUCUUUUUCAAAAGAGUGCAGAAUUUUUAUGCACCAGCUGAUGUUGCUGUUUGAGUCGCCAUGAGGCCUGGGUGCAAGGCCCAUUCCACCUGGCCAAGGGGGUGGAGCCCAGGCUCACCUUGAACAGCCAAAAGAGGCUCCUGGGAGGCCACUGGGACAUUGCUAUAACACCUCUUGGGUUGGGGCAACUGGCUAAAAUGCUUUAAACAGUUCUGAUUUUGGUUCCUCUGUUUUGUUUUUGUCGGGUUGGUGUUGGUUAAUUGUUUAGUUGGGGUCGGUGGUUAUUUUAAUUUGGGUAUAGCUGUAAACAUGUUGUUAUUAUUGUUGCUAUUCUUAUUAUUGAUUUGUUUGUUGCCUGUAUAGGAUAUUUCUGUUUUUUAUGUUUGAUGUUUUGUUCUGUUUUUAUAUAUGCUCUUAGCUGCACUGGGUGGCUGUGAGAAGCCCACCAGAUUGGGGGAUAUAAAUUUGUAAUAUAUGCCCCAUUUGGGCUUCUGCAGGGGCUGGAGAAUAUCUAGGGCAGAGGAAUCCCUGCAGCUUCUCUGAGGCUCCUUUUACUCCUCCCUCCCUCCCAAGGAACCUGCAGCUUGUUUAGGCUUCUGAGCUCCUCAGGAAGGAUGAAAGAGGCUGAUCCUCUUUCACCCUCUUUCCGCUAACACCACCACCUUGAAGAUCCUGGGCCCCAGGGAAAUUAGACUGGCCUUGACUAGAGCCAGGGCCUUUUCAGCCAUGGCCCCGGCCUGGUGGACCGCUCUCCCACAAGAGACCAGGGCCCUGCGGGAUUUGACAUCUUUCCGCAGGGCCUGCAAGACGGAGCUGUUCCGCCAGGCCUUUGGGCAGGAUGCAGUUUGACUUACUUUCCUUUGUAUAAAACAAGCCCGAAGGAAGCCCCCAACCUGCUCACAUGACCUUGUAUGAACAGUGGAAACAGUUGGUCCUGGCAAGUAUUAACCUCUCUCAAUUCCAACCUGAUAAUUGCCAACUGCUUAGAUUUUAACUUGUCUGAAUUAAUUUUAAGAUGUAUUUUAUAUAAUUGAUGUCUGUUUUUAUGCAUAUUGUGUUGUUUUUAUGAUGCUAGCCACUCUGGGCCUGGCCUCGGCCGGAGAAGGCAGGAUACAAAAAGUAUUAUGAUGAUUAUUAUUAUUCUCCUGCAGACCUAGCAAGGAUGGAAGGAGGAAGAUGGACAGUUGACCUGGUCAGGCUGUCUCCCACCACCUCUGACUGUUCUCUCCCAGGACCCUCAGAGAGAUCUGGUGAGUUCCAGGGAAUGGAGAUGGGGACAUGGGGAAAUGAGGAAGCCCACCUGGCAAGAAAACGAGGAAGGCUGCAGGGCCAGAGCUCCGGGCUAGCAGAGAUAAAAGGUAGAAAGAAAGGACAUGAAUGUUUUUUAAUGGUGACAUGGGCAUAGUCAGAGUUUUGGGGCUGUUGUCUACCAGCUCCAUCACAGGCUAAGUCCCUACCUGCACACAGACUGUGGUACAUGCUAUGGUUAUCUCCCGCUUGGAUUGCUACAAUGCGCUCUAGGUGGGGCUGCCUUUGAAGGUGACUCGGAAACUACAAUUAAUCCAGAAAGCAGCAGCUCAACUGGUGACUGGGAGCAGUUGCCAGGAGCAUAUAACACUGGUCUUAAAGGAUCUACAUUGGCUCAGAGUAUGUUUCCAAGCACAAUUCAAAGUGUUGGUGCUGACCUUUAAAGCUCUAAACGGCCUCGGCCCUGUAGACCUGAAGGAGCAUCUCCACCUCCAUUGUUCUGCCCGGACAAUGAGGUCCAACUCUGAGGGUCUUCUGCUGGUUUCGUCACAGUAAGAAGUGAAGUAGUGGAACCAGCCCUGUGGAACACCCUCCCUUCAGAUGUCAAGGAGAUAAAGAACUACGUAGCUUUUAGAAGACAUCCGAAGGCAGCCCUGUAUUGGGAAGUUUUUAAUGUUUGCUAUUUUCCCUUAAUCUUAGCAGGUGAUGACCAGGGCAAUAAUGGUUCUCGGGGCUCAUCAGAAAGAAAUAAGCAUGAAGCGAAGAGAACAAAUGAUAGCCCUUUGUGUGGCAAAACGUUCAAAGGUAAAUCGAGCCUCAGCCCACACUGCAGAAUCCACUCAGAGGAGACACUGUGUAAAUGCUUGGUGUGUGGAAAGAGCUUCAGUGACAGCUCAGGCCUAAAAUCACAUGAAAGAAUUCACGCAGGACAGGAAUCAUACCAAUGCCUAGAAUGUGGAAAGAGUUUCAAGCGCCACUCAAACCUUAAAAUACAUCAGGAAGUCCAGAGCAGGAAAAAAUCACAUAGGUGCUUUGAGUGUGGAAAGAGCUUCAGUUGCAGGAGAAACCUUACAGAACAUCAAAAACUUCACACAGGGGAGAAACCGUAUACCUGUUUGUACUGUGGAAAGACCUUCCGUCACAGCUCAAGCCUUGCAUUGCAUCAAAAAAUCCACACAGGGGAGAAGCCGUAUAAAUGUUUGGAGUGCGGAAUGAGCUUCGCUCACGGCUCAAGUCUUAUAUCGCACCAAAGAAUUCACACAGGAGAGAAAUCUUAUAAAUGUACAGAGUGCGGAAGGAGCUUUGCUCACAGUGCUAGCCUUACUUCACAUAAGAGAACCCACACAGGGGACAAACCAUAUAAAUGCUUGGAAUGUGGAAAGAGCUUCAGCCAGAGUUCACACCUUAGUUCACACAAGAGAACUCACACUGGUGAGAAGCCGUAUAAAUGCUUUGAGUGUGGGAAGAGCUUCAGUCAGAGUUCACACCUUACUGUGCAUGAGCGAAUCCAUACAGGGGAAAAACCAUAUAAAUGUGUGACAUGUGGAAAGAGCUUUAGUAACUGCACAUACCUUGUUUGCCAUCGCAGAAUCCAUACAGGAGAGAAGCCCUAUAAGUGCUUUGAGUGUGGAAGGAGCUUCACUCAAAGCUCAAGCCUUGAAUCUCAUCAAAAAAUUCACAGAGGUGAAAAACCGUAUGCAUGUUUUGAGUGUGGAAAGAGCUUCACUCAAAGCUCAAGCCUUGAAUCUCAUCAAAGAAUUCACACAGGGGUGAAACCAUAUACCUGUUUUGAGUGUGGAAAGAACUUCAGUCACAGCACAAGCCUUACAUCGCAUCAAAGAAUUCACACAGGGGUGAAACCAUAUACCUGUUUUGAGUGUGGAAAGAAUUUCAGUCACAGCACAAGCCUUACAUAUCAUCAAAGAAUUCACACAGGGGAGAAACCAUAUAAAUGUUUGGAGUGUGGAAAGAGAUUUGCACAUGGAUCUAAGCUUACUUCUCAUAAAAGAACUCACAUGGGAUAA
Molecule: messenger RNA, 5726 nt
Organism: Podarcis lilfordi (Lilford's wall lizard)
Lineage: Eukaryota; Metazoa; Chordata; Lepidosauria; Squamata; Lacertidae
Source: the annotation of a GenBank genome assembly